Messenger RNA from Cololabis saira (Pacific saury), 1586 nucleotides. Its product is annotated as V-type proton ATPase subunit S1-like protein. The record is from RefSeq and is a predicted model, not a curated record. The transcript has 9 exons. The coding region runs from base 200 to 1021 and encodes 273 amino acids. Lineage: Eukaryota; Metazoa; Chordata; Actinopteri; Beloniformes; Belonidae. Gene Ontology annotation, cellular component: proton-transporting V-type ATPase complex.
GAUCGCACUAUGGUCAUCAACGCGAUGGCUUCUUCUCCGUGGAAAUGCUUCUGCAUCCUUCUCCUCCACCUGCAGCCAUCCUCCUGCCUUCACCACCAGCCUAGUGACAGGUCUUACCUGCUGACACUGAUUUCUGCUGAUCGACUGCAUUCAUAAAUUGCUGCUUCUUUUGUCCAUGGAAGCGAUGAAAGGAUGAAGAAUGAGGAACAUCUUGUACCUGCAGAGCAAUCGCAGCAGUGAGACGCAUUGUCUUCUCUACAUAUCUCCGUCUCCAGCCUCCUGUCCAGUCUUCACAGGCAUCGCGGAGGAAGUUGCUUCAAACAGCCAGAGUCUCAGUUCCCUUCCCUCCCAUCAAGCCAGGAAGCUGUCGCUGCGCUACCAGAAACAGAAACAGCUGGACCUGACCGAGCGAGCCUUUUCUCCCCAGAAACCCGCCGACACCAGCCAGUCUGUGUGUCGCCAGGACAAAGCCACGCUGGUGAUGGGGUUUGGAGACGUGGACGAUCUCAGAGGCCUGUCCAUCAGGCUGCAGCUUUCUAACGCUUUCUACGAGUCCUCGGGUCAGUGGUGGUUCUCGGUGGACAGCGUCUCUCUGCUGUACAACAGCUCCGAGGAGGCCGUGUUCAACACCAGCGACGUCUAUGCUCCAGCAUCCUCCUCCUACCGCUGCCUCCACGUCAGCAGCCUGCAGCGGUACAGCGGCCUGCUGCUGCCCAGCUCGGACCACGCACGCCGCUGGUCCAUCACCUUCGUUGACUUCCAGAUCCAGGCGUUCAAUGUCACCUCUGGGAAGUUUUCUCCUGCCAGCGACUGCACCACCAUCCUGACGCCGGCCAUCCUGAUGGGCCUCAUCACAUCCCUCAUCCUGCUGCUGGUGCUGGCCUACGCCCUGCACAUGGUCGUCCACCUGAAACACAUCGAGCACGACGACGACCAGAAGGCCGACAUGUACUUCCCUCAGAGCACUGAACAGCUCGAUCAUUGCUGUGACGAAAACAUCUCUGAGAAGAACGUUAUUUAGGAAAGAGACGGCUGAUCUGAUCACAGCUCAGGAUUUCAUUUUCUAAAAAGGAUAUUUAUAGUGUUUUAUAAUUUUCCGAAUUCAUGCGCAUUUGUCUUUAUAAAACAUUGAAUAAAAUGUAAAUGUAAAAAAUGUCCUCUGUUUUUUGUGUUAUUGUGUUAACAUUUAGGGGAUGGAGGAUGCACAUGUAUAAACUCACCUUUAUUGCUGAUCAUUUGUUAUGUUACAACCUCGCAGAGGAAGUGAAAAGUUGCUUCUCUGCCCUGUGAUCCAAAAAAGAUAUAAGAAGAAAUAUACAUAAAAAUAAAUAAAAAAAUAAAGUAUGUUUUGAUGGUAUGUAUUGAACAUAGAUCAGCCACAACAUUACGGCCAGUCAGUUGUAUUGAGCAGAACGGUGCAUUGCACAAAAUGAGCUACUAACAUUACCUGUCGACGGUCAUAAUGUUAUAGACGAUCAGUGUAUUUACAAACAUGUAAUUAUCUAAAUAAUGAAUAAAGCAAAAAAGGAAUUACAUGCUGCUUAACCCCCCUGGUGCUAUUGUGAGGAUGCCAUCAUCUUUGACAU